Messenger RNA from Parasteatoda tepidariorum (common house spider), 798 nucleotides. RefSeq names its product astacin-like metalloprotease toxin 5. Gene Ontology annotation, molecular function: metalloendopeptidase activity; zinc ion binding. Lineage: Eukaryota; Metazoa; Arthropoda; Arachnida; Araneae; Theridiidae. Gene Ontology annotation, biological process: proteolysis. The record is from RefSeq and is a predicted model, not a curated record.
UCCUAAAAAACAAUCGCAAGUUGAAUAAUGAAAUUUGCUGUUAUUCUAACUGGCUUGUUAGCCAUUGCUCUUGCUGACGUUCAGCUGAGCCCUGAGCAAGCUGAAGAAGCUCGAUUAGCACUCCAAAAUCCUGAUUUAUAUGAUGGUGAUAUGGCUGGAAUCGAUGGACCGUUUGACGCUGAACGAAGUGCUAUUGUUGGAACCCAUUAUAGAUGGCCAAAUGCACGUGUUCCUUACAUCAUUGACGCAUCUUUAAGAAAUGCGCAGAAUGUCAUUAAUCAAGGUAUAAAUGAUUAUCACAGAAAUACCUGCGUCCGAUUCGUUCCCAGAUCUAACGAACAAAACUACAUUAAGAUCUUUGCUGGGCAAGGGUGCUAUUCUCAUGUGGGAAAAACGAACGGUCAACAGCCAGUAUCCUUAGGUCAAGGUUGCUUGUACGUGGGAACAGUCGUCCACGAGUUAGGACAUGCCCUGGGAUUUUAUCACGAGCAAAGCAGAUCAGAUAGAGAUAAUUAUCUGAUUAUUUAUCUACAAAAUGUUCACCAGAACAUGCAGUUUAACUUCAACAAGCUCGCUCCCAGCCAAAAUAUCUUGUAUAAUGCUUUUGACUAUAACUCAAUUAUGAUUUACGGCAACAAAUCAUUCUCCAAGAAUGGCCAAGACACUAUGGUUGCCAAAAAUGGACAGAGACUAUCCGAUCCUUACAAUAAGCAAGGAAUGACCAGAGCUGACAUAGAAAGAGUCAAUAAAAUGUACAAUUGUUAAAAUAUGAAUUUAAUAAAGUACACAAACAUUUAA